AUGACAAUAAUAGGUAAAGUUGAAAGUGAUGCGUUAUUGUCCUGCCGAGAUUUAAUCGUUCGUCUGUCACCAUCAUAUAAAGUUGUUCGAUUGGAAUUAGCAGAUCUUGCUUUUAUCUCCCGUGCUUAUAAUCCUUCCAGUUCAUUGAAACCAUUGAUUACUAUACCUGGUCGACCAACCUAUGCCGAUGUUGUUUGUGGUCGUGUUGCCUCUGCUACCCAAUAA
Molecule: messenger RNA, 225 nt
Organism: Adineta ricciae
Lineage: Eukaryota; Metazoa; Rotifera; Eurotatoria; Adinetida; Adinetidae
Source: the annotation of a GenBank genome assembly